This is a messenger RNA of Fundulus heteroclitus (mummichog), 2545 nucleotides long. Its product is annotated as potassium voltage-gated channel subfamily E member 1. Gene Ontology annotation, molecular function: transmembrane transporter binding; voltage-gated potassium channel activity involved in ventricular cardiac muscle cell action potential repolarization; delayed rectifier potassium channel activity. Bases 1777 to 2169 code for a protein of 130 amino acids. Lineage: Eukaryota; Metazoa; Chordata; Actinopteri; Cyprinodontiformes; Fundulidae. Gene Ontology annotation, cellular component: membrane. The transcript has 2 exons. Gene Ontology annotation, biological process: regulation of heart rate by cardiac conduction; potassium ion export across plasma membrane; membrane repolarization during action potential. The record is from RefSeq and is a predicted model, not a curated record.
AGUUUAAAUUGAAUCAGUUUAAAGUGUGCAUCAGGAACAUCAGGAACAACUGAAAAGCUUCACUUUAAAACCCCUUCAGUUUUGGCAGGAAUGUUUUAAGCUCUCUGCAGAAUCACACCAGAACAAUGUUUCUUUUUUCAAAAACAGAAAUGAACCCAGGGUUUACAGCCACUGUGUUCAGCGCUGCAGUGAAUCCAGUGAAGCAGCUGCUUAUAGGCUCACAUAGAUAGGAAAACCUGGGCUGAUGUCCAUCCCUUCAUCCAUCAUCUCCUGCUCAUCUUAAAUCGGGUCAUGGAGGCAACAGGUCCAGAAGGGAAACCCAGACCUGAACUGGCUCCUUUCGAUGCGGAGAAGCAGCGGCUCCACUUUGAGCUCCUCCCCCUCUGGAGAAAGCUCCUUUCAGCUGCUUGGAUGCAGGAUCUUGUUGUUUCGGUCAUGAACCGGACCUCGGGAACCAGAGCUGAGGGUCUGAAUGUAGAUGAAACGGUAAAUUUGAGAACUUUGCUUUCAGGCUCGGCUCUUUCUCCACCAGAACAGACCGGAUCAGCGGCAGCGUUACAGCAGAAGUCCUGAUCCGUCUGUCCUUAAAGAUGCUUAAACUCCUCCUCUGGAGACAGACGGAGGUCCGACCCAGAGGAGGCAGUCGCUGUUCUCCGGUCGAGAACCACAGCCGUAGACUUAGAGGAGCCGGUCCGGAGGAGCCCGAUGCAUUCUGGGAACGGGCCCAAGUUUGUGCCGAGACUGCGGACACAGACGAUAUCCACAUCCAGUAAUAAUAUUGCUGUGAUAACUGAUAGUAUAAAGAUAACUUUUUUGGCUGUAUUUUGGUUUGACUUGUUGGGAACGUGCCUCCAUAAACAAACCUGACCUUCACAUGAUCUGGGUCUGCCGCUGGUUGGAUGGUAUGCAGCAGUGCAGCUCUAAAGUUCUGAUCCAGUCCUUUUUUUUUUUUACAUUUUCUCUCCCAACCUUCCUGUGAUCCCAACAUUGGUCUUCAUCAGUGGAUUUCUGGAGGUAUUUCAAAGGUUGGAGAACAGAUUUGCCUCCUUAGAAUAAAAAACCUGCGGGUCAGAACAUUAGAACGGACCUGUUGACCCGUCCGCAGCGCUCGUUCUUUCCCGUUUCCUGAAUAAUUCACCGUCACAUAUACCUAAAGAGAGAUUUCAGGGAACAAAUGUAUAUUUAUAUCAGGGGAAAAUGAUGUUUACAACAAAAACUAAUAUAAUCCCACGUUUUCUGUAAUUUUAAGGCUGAAUCACAGCCGUGAGUCCGAGGACAUUUGGAGGUGGUUCUGCUGUAAUUUAAUCUCUUCUCUGCUUGGCUGCAGACGGUUUCCCGUCUGAAAGCUGCCUUGUUCUCCGGCAGCCGCUCAGCGCCGCUCUGCUCCACAAUCCGUCUGUCAAACGUUGGAUUCAUGAACAAAAUGGUGUAUGAGAAAGAAGAGCAGCUUUCUACUGCAGUGGUCUAGAUCCCUCAGGAAGCGGUCGGACACAUUUUUCUCCCCCUGAGCGUCUGCAGGAGUCCUGAGCUGCAGGGAGCAGAGAGGGUAACCUUGCCCUGUGACCUCCUGUUUCAUUAAACGUGUUGACGUGCUGAGCUCGGUGCAUGUCUGCUCUGCGUAAAAGCAUGACCUCAGGACGGAGGGAAGGCUGGAUGGGCUUUUGGCUUCAGACCUGAUCGGCUGGUUGCUUCCUGAGCUGCUGCUGCAGAGCGUGAGAUGCUCCUGUUGGAUUUCAGAGCUUCAGAAGUGCACUGAGUGGCCAGCAGAGGUCAGCGAUGCCCCGCUUGGACAGCACCGAGCUGCAGUCUCUGCUGCUCUCCUUCCUGCAGCACUGUCUCAACAGGACCAGCCCUCAGCCGCCUGAGAACUACACUACCCAUGAGGCUUUGCAGCAGGCGGCUUCGACCAGAGGCCACACUCAGCCUCAGGAAUUGAUGUACAUCCUCCUGGUGGUGGGGCUCUUCAGCUUCUUCACGUUCGGCAUCAUGCUCAGCUACAUCCGCUCCAAGAAGCUGGAGGGCUCCCAGGAUCCGUACCACCAGUACAUCGCCCACGACUGGAGCGCCGUGGCGGCCCCGUCCAGGGCCGUGGCCGAGGCCCUGCGGAGGGGGGCCGAAGAGCCGGUGGUCAUCUGUAACCCUGCAGCUGUGCAGCAGCUGCCGGAGUAGACGGACGCUGAGUCAGCGUCUCAGAAACCUGUUUCCCUUCCAAGGAGGCAGAUCUGAGGCCGGAGAGACGCAUCAUCCUCAGCUCAUCUUCUAACACAGAGCCCAACGGGUCCAAAAUACCCUGGGUCCUUUAAAUUAAAUGUAAAUUAAAUGUUCAUCCACCCACCUAUGCACCACCGGUAGUAAAACAGCCCCACAGCAUGAUGGCACCACCUCCAUGCUUGGCAGCUGUUAAAUGUUUGGUAAAGAACGUAAAGAAGCGUGAGUUCAGAUUUUUAAAAACAGUCUUUAAUGUCUCACAGCAGCCAGACGUUACGGUGUUUGCUUUGUUUUCUCCACAUUAAACCUUCAGGUGAUUCUUCUCACCUCACAGCCA